Messenger RNA from Conger conger (European conger), 2609 nucleotides. It is a transcript of the gene slc22a15, whose product is annotated as solute carrier family 22 member 15. The transcript is spliced from 13 exons. Lineage: Eukaryota; Metazoa; Chordata; Actinopteri; Anguilliformes; Congridae. Gene Ontology annotation, biological process: transmembrane transport. Gene Ontology annotation, cellular component: membrane. Gene Ontology annotation, molecular function: transmembrane transporter activity. The coding region runs from base 199 to 1740 and encodes 513 amino acids. The record is from RefSeq and is a predicted model, not a curated record.
AGCCUGGAAAAUGCCUUUUUAGACACCAUAGGAACAAACCAUACUUGGUCAGUCAGUCCACCCACAGUUUGCAACGGGAUGUUUCUGUUUAAAUAAACGUGGUGUGGGGUGGCGUGGCGUGGGCUCCAUGGUGAAGAAAUCAGCGGGGGAGAGUCCGGUCGAGAUCUGGGUGCUUGCCAACGUGGCAGUAAUUGAUGGAUGCAUUCUAUGAGUGACCAAAGGGUGCAUGUUUGUCUUGGGAUGGAUUUAGAAGAUGCUUUUCAAGUUGUGGGAGAAUUUGGAAUAUGCCAGAAACGGAUGGUCGCGGUGUUAAUUUUACUUCAGGUUUAUAUGGCUUUCCAGUCGAUGCUUAUAGUGCUUGUCGGGGCGGUACCGGAUUACCACAUUGAUAAAAGCGUGCAUCCCAGUAGCACCGAGGAGGAACUCUUCAAACACAUAAACUUCACCGAAAACCUCAGUUCUAUUGUUACAGAGUGGUUCCUGGUAAAACAACAGGCUUACAAGGUGAGCUUAGCCGGCUCCCUGUUUUUCGCUGGUGUCCUGCUCGGGAAUGUGCUUUUUGGGCCUCUUUCAGACAAAAUUGGGAGAAAGCCAGUGUUAAUUGCAGGCCUGUUCUUUGAGGUGCUCUUCGGCUACGCCACUGCUUUUGCGCCCAGUUAUGAAAUGUUUGCUCUCUCUCGCCUCCUGGUGGGGAUGAUGAACGGUGGCAUGGCGCUGGUGUGUUUUGUGCUCAGCCAAGAAUACGUGGGAAAGUCCUACUGGGCAAUGACAGGAACUUUGACCAAUAUGAUGUUUGCAGUAGGAAUCGCACUCUUUGCAGGCCUCGGUUACUAUGUGAGGCAGUGGCGCACCCUAGCAACAGCAGCGAACUCGCCUGGUGUGCUGUUUUUCCUUCUUUCAUGGAACUUUCCGGAGUCUCCCCGCUGGCUGUACUCGCAGGGCCAUUCGGAGCAGGCCGAGCAGGUGCUGCUGUACCUGGCCCAGCAGAACGGUCGGGACCGGGUCUACGUGAAGCUGAAGCAGAAGACCGGCUCGGCUCAGUCCAGCAACCCCAGGCCUGGGCUCCUGAACUUGGUCACUCACCCCGCCCUCCGAUGGAGGACAGUGAUCCUCAUGUAUGUGUGGUAUGCCUGUAGUUUGGUGUAUUACGGGCUGACGAUGAACGCUGGUGGAGGCACAGGAAAUCGAUACCUCACCGUGGCCAUGUACGGGCUGGUGGAGCUUCCUGCUUACCCGCUGUGCAUCUACUUCAUUAACAAACCCUGGGCUGGAAGGCGCAAAACCAUGGCAACCUUCCUUGGUCUUGCAGGGCUCUCCUGUUUGUUUACAAUGCUGAUACCAGCCCAUACAGGCUCGAGGUUCAACAGCACAACUUUAGCUUUGCUAGGAAAACUGAUGGUUAGCGCGGCCUUCAACAUCGUGUACGUUUACACGUCCGAGCAGUAUCCCACGGUGAUUCGGAACGCUGGACUUGGAGUCUGUUCGAUGGCAUGCCGAAUUGGAGGAAUUCUAGCGCCAUUUGUACCUUCUAUGAGAGCGCUGCACCAGUCCAUGCCCUUCGUGGUGUUUGGCCUGAGUGGGAUCUCCGCUGGGUGCCUGAGUCUGCUGCUCCAGGAAACGCUCAACAGACCAAUCGCCGAGACCCUGGAGGAGCUGCACAACCCCGUCUACCAUCGUGUGCUGGACAGACAGGUUUCCCUGUUUGAAGAGGACGAGGCCAAACAGAAACUUCUGCAGUGACACGGACUUGCUUACGACUAAUGUAUAAAAGGACUGAUCUAAGAAAUUGAUAUAGGGAAAGAUACUAUAGAGAGGAGUAAGCCAUCUAACUGUGGACAGCUUUUUACACGUCUUCUCUCAAACUCUUUACCACAGUGGUCUUCUACGUUCUCGCUGAACACCGAAGGUCUUGAUUGGCUGGAAGAAUUGGACAAUGGUGAUGGCACCGGUGGUUGCCGUAGGAACAGUCCUCACAUUCCAAAAUCUUUGUCCCCAUUUAUUCCAUGUUAUGUGGAUGUUUCCGACCGUCUUGCCUUUUCAGCCAAGUUAAACGUCUUUGUCUUCAUCACGUGCCUUAUGCGGAUCAAACGACAUCAACACCGAUGUUUUUACUGCCGAGAAAUUCACUUAAAUAAUCUAUUUUGAAUAGGAUACAAUUUCAUACUUCGUUUCAUACCAAAAGUACCAAUCGAUGUUACACGGGACCAAACCCUCGACUACUGCCAAAGUGAAGAUCCUCUUCCUCCAUCUGUAAAUCUGUUAAGGGUAAACAUGUAAUUCAGUCUAUUUUUCAUGUUACGUUGGGUUUUUUUAUUUUUAUUUGGUCUGCUGGUCAGAACAAAUGCUGCUAAUAAAGGUCUGAAAGACAUUUCAAUCUCCGCCAUUUUGAAUGGAAAAGGUUCGAGGACCUGGAUAAGCUGGUUAACAGUAGAACAGAGCUGAGAGGAAGAGGGAAAGUGUGUCAUUUCAUUUCGGUGUGUUUGUCCCUGAGAGCAUCAUCACAGGGUUCUGUCUGUUACACGUGUGUUCAUAUCCGUUUACUGAAAGCAGUCGUUGCUUUGUUGUGUGCUGUUGAACGUGAUGAGGGAACAAUAAACUGCUGUCAACGA